Molecule: messenger RNA, 1355 nt
Organism: Oreochromis niloticus (Nile tilapia)
Lineage: Eukaryota; Metazoa; Chordata; Actinopteri; Cichliformes; Cichlidae
Product: signal-regulatory protein beta-2-like
Exons: 6
Coding region: 10-987 (325 amino acids)
Biological process (GO): response to bacterium
Source: RefSeq, a predicted model, not a curated record
AAUAAGAAAAUGAUGGUCCUAUUUUAUUUACUGCUGACAGCCAGAAUGGGGGGUUGCUCAAAUGAUCACAAUUUUGUGACAAAGACUGUUGAUGUUGGACAAAAUGUGACACUUUCGUGUAUUCGCCAGCGCACACUUUUGCACCGGGAAACAUUAUUUUGGAUCAGACUUGUUUCUGGAAACCAGUUUGAAUUCUUGGGAGGAACAUUCACCUUUGAUUAUGACGAUGUUAACAAUACGUCUCAUAUUACAGUAAAACAAGAACCUGGAACCUUUAUUAUGCAAAUCAGUAAAACUAAACUAAGUGAUACUGGUUUAUACUACUGCAUAAAAGUCAGACAGCUUGCUAUGACCUUUUUGGAGGGAACAUUUCUGACCAUCAAAGGUCCAGAACCUGAUGUCAUACAAGUGCGAUCUUCUGAUCGUAUUCAUUCAGGAGACCAAGAGACUCUGCAGUGUUCAGUCCUCUCUAAGUAUGAGAAGAAAACUUGUCUGGAAAAUCCCAGUGUGUACUGGUUCAGAGCUGGAUCAGACAAAUCCCAUUCCAUUUAUGUUCAUGGAAACAGUGGUGAUGAAUGUGAGAGGAGUCCUGAAGCUCCCUCACAACGUAAAUGUGUCUACAGCUUCUCAAGGAAUGUCAGCUCCUCUGAUCCUGGGCUUUACUACUGUGCUGUGGCCAUAUGUGGACAGAUCAUUUUUGGAAAUGAAUCAAAACUGGACAUUAAAGCAGCCAACAUGUGGGACUUGCAGACGGCCAACACAGCUCUCUUUAUGUUAUGUGCUGCUUUGGUUACAAGUCUGAUAGUUAUAGGAUCCCUCAUUUAUACUAUCAAGGAGAAAACUUGUGAUUGUUGGAAUGAAGCUGGAAGAUCCAGUAGUGGUCAACAGAGAAGUUGGCAGAGAGCUGAGGACUCGGUGACUUAUUCUGUGGCAGUCUUCACCAUGUGGAAAGCUGAGCAAAGGCAUGACAGAAAGGCAGCAGACUGACUCAUGUCAGUGCUUGGCCAGAUAUUUCACACAUUGUAUAUUUACCAACUAGAACUUUAAUUUUCUGAUAAAUUGUGGGAAAGCUAGCAUUUAGCUGUCACCUCUGCUUCUAUUUUACUUCUGAAAUUGGUAGUGUAAUAUUGUAUAUUAGAUACUAUGUAAUAUUUUAAAAUCAUGCCAUAGUCUGUGUGCUAUUUUAAUUUUAUGGGGUAAUUCAUUCUUGCAUUGGUUUUGAAGUUCCUUCUUUCUGUUUUGAGGAGCUUUUGAAAGAGUAUGUAUGUUUAAGCUUUAUUUACCUUUGUCUGAUAUGUAUGUUUAACAGUAUUGAUCUUCAGUGUAAAACAUUUUCACUAAAUGAUAGCGAUCCA